AUGGAAAAGUGGGCAGAGAUUGGAAAAGCAGAAGGCUUAGAAGGUGAGAGCUUAUUGCAGUUUGUUAGAGAAAGAGAGUCUGCAGCUAGAGAAGAGCGAGUGCAGUUACUUGAAUUGAAAAGAAAUGAAAUAGCUAUUUUGGAACUCAAAACAAAACUCUCUGAAUCGAGAAUUGAAAAUGAGGAAACACUCUCUAAACCAAAAGUAAAAGUGCCUAAACUCCCCAUUUUUAAUGAGGAAAAGGAUGAUCUUGAUAGCUAUCUUCUCCGGUUUGAAAAAUAUGCCGUGGUGCACGGGUGGCCUAGGGACACCUGGGCAUUGAACCUUAGUGCCCUGCUCUCUGGCAAGGCCUUGCAGGUAUAUGCUAGGUUGCCUGCAAGGAGUUCCCAAGACUAUGAUCAAUUGAGAGAAGCCCUCUUUAAACGUUUUAACUUGACAGAGGAAGGCUUCCGUAAGAAAUUCCGCAACGCUAGACCAGAAAAAGAUGAAAAUUCACAUGAAUUCAUCCUCAGAUUAGAUAAUUUGUUUGAUAGAUGGUUACAACUUGCAAAUAUUGGUAAUAACUUCUACGAACUAAAAAAGCUAAUGGUACGGGAGCAAUUUUUAAGUAAAUGUUCUCCAGAUUUGUUGAUUUUCUUAAAGGAACACGGCGUUUCAACACUUGAAGAACUUGGACAGUUAGCUGAGGAUUUUGUUGAAGCCAGAAGAUCCACGUUCUCCCAAUUCUGUCAACCUGAUAGGAAGCCCAGCUCGGCAACUCCUAAUCGUCCCUCGACUAGUCAACCUCAGAAGAUGAACCAGUCAACUCGUCCUAUGGGACCACCGAAUCGUCUCCGUCCUCCUAGGACCGGUUACAUCUGUAAGAGACCAGGUCAUCUUGCUAAUGACUGCCGUUUCCGUUCAACACCAGUUCAUGCGUCCUUUCUUCAAGAAACUGGAAACGAUGUUGAAGAGUUAGCUGAUGAUGAAACAGGAAACAUAUCAGGUGUCCGUUGUCCAUCAGACCCAGACCCAGAGUGGAAGCCAGACUACUCACCACCAGAGAUAGAGCAACCAAGCACUGAUGGAAUACUCGACCAGGCUCAAGCUGUUCAGACCCGAGCACAGAAAGCAAGAACUGACAAACCAGCUCAACCUUUGAGAGUACCUCCUCCCAUCACCGAUGUUGUGACAGCAAAGUCCCUACUAAAGGAGCAACAGUCUGAUUCAUCCCUAAGUCGUUGCUUCCAGCUAGCACAAGACAGUGAUCCAAAGGUUAGUAAAGAUGGAUCUGUAUCACGGUUUCUUGUGGAAAAGGGGAUCCUUUAUAGGGAAAACAAAGACCCUAAGACUGAUGUAACUGAUUUGCAGGUAGUUCUUCCAACAUCACUUCGCCAGCAAGUGAUGAAGAUUGCCCAUGAAUCACUCCUUGGUGGUCACCAAGGAAUCAAGAAGACCUCUGACCGGAUAUUGAGAAACUUCUAUUGGCCAGGUAUAAUUGGAGAUAUAUCCCGUUUUGUCCAAUCUUGUGACAUUUGCCAAAGAACCUUCCCGAAAGGAAGAGUUCAGAAAGUUCCCUUGGGUGACAUGCCCAUCAUCGACACGCCAUUCAAACGUGUAGCGGUUGACAUUGUGGGUCCUAUAGAACCAAGGACAUCUCGAGGUAAUAAGUACAUACUUACCUUAGUAGAUUUUGCCACCCGGUACCCCGAAGCUAUUGCUAUGAAAAAUAUUGAAGCAGUAACCAUUGUUGAUGCUCUUGUCGAUAUUUUUUCUCGUAUUGGUGUGCCACAGGAAAUUCUUAGUGACAGAGGAUCUCAGUUUACUUCGGGUUUGUUCGCAGAAGUGACUAAACUGCUGUCGUUGCGCCAACUGUUCACCACUCCUUAUCAUCCUGCUGGGAACGGUUUGGUGGAAAGAUUCAACGGAACCCUGAAGUUGAUGCUCCGCCGAAUGUGUGCAGAGAAACCAACUGAUUGGGAUAGAUAUCUUGGAGCACUGCUGUUCGCCUAUCGUGAAGCCCCUCAGGCAAGCUUAGGCUUCUCUCCGUUUGAGUUGAUUUAUGGCAGGCGGGUCCGUGGGCCUCUAACCCUGCUUAAGGAGCUGUGGACAGGUGAAUCCCCACAUGAUGAGACCCGCAGUACCUACGAAUACGUCUUUGAAUUGCAGAACAAACUACAAGACACUUGUAAGUUAGCCCACGAACACCUGAAGAAGGCAAAAGAGUCACAACAAGCCUACUACAACAAGAAAAGCCGCAAUCGCUCCUUUGCUGUUGGGGAUAAGGUGUUGCUGUUACUCCCUACUGCAAACAACAAGUUACUUCUCCACUGGAAGGGACCUUUCCCCGUAGUUGGUCGUCAAGGUCAAAGUGAUUAUAAGAUAGACCUCAACGGUCAAAUCAAGACCUUUCAUGCGAACUUACUUAAAGCCUAUCAUGAACGAAAUGAGGCCGCUGCCAUGAUAACACAAGACUUUGACAUCCCGUUGCCAAACAAGUCGGUCUGUUGUCAAACUCCUGCACUGACUGCAAAAGAGGGGCCUUCCCAAGUACAUGUCAAUGAGGAGUUGUCAGAAACUCAAAAGACCCAACUUCGUGAAGUCCUUGGAGAAUAUGCUGACGUUCUCACUGACUUGCCAGGGAAAACCGAUGUUAUGACACAUGACAUCCAGCUUACAUCGAGCGAGCCUUUUCGGAAGAAGCAGUAUCCCAUUCCACAUGCCUUACAGACGACAGUGAGGAAAGAAGUGGAAGACAUGCUUACCAUGGAGAUUAUUGAACCGUCCCAGUCACCCUACGCUUCUCCCAUUGUGCUAAUUGACAAAAAGGAUGGUAGUAAACGAUUCUGCAUCGACUUUCGGACCUUGAAUCGGAUGACGGUGUUUGAUGCAGAGCCACUCCCUGAUCCAGAACACAUCUUUGCGUCAAUAUCUCAAGAUUGUUAUUUCAGCAAGUUGGACCUCACCAAAGGUUAUUGGCAGGUACCAGUUGCUGAAAGUGCCAAGCCCUACACUGCAUUCCUUACACCAGCUGGCUUGUUCCAAUUCAGAAUGAUGCCCUUUGGCCUCGUCAACGCGCCAGCCACGUUCACCAGGAUGAUGCGACAGGUACUACAAGGCUUGGAGAAGACCGACAAUUUCAUUGACGACAUAUUGAUCCAUACCAAGACAUGGGAGAAUCACAUCGAGGUUCUCACAGCACUCCUUGAGAGGUUGCGAUCGGUUCACCUGACUGCUAAACCGAGCAAGUGCGAAGUGGGUUGUCAAUCACUAGAGUUUCUUGGCCAUGUAGUGGGUAAAGGGACCUUACGACCUCAGAGUGACAAGCUCCUCAAGAUCCAGGAUGCCAAGCCUCCUCGCACCAAGAAAGAGCUGCGUUCUUUCCUGGGCUUCGUGGGUUAUUACCGCCGAUUUAUUCCCAACUUUGCGGCAGUGGCAUCUCCACUAACUGAUCUCACGAAGGCUAAGCUGCCCAAUCGCAUCGAAUGGGGGGAUAGCCAGGAAGGCGCUUUCAAUGCAUUGAAAGCGCAUCUCGCCUCUUCGCCAAUCCUUCAGUUGCCUAACAGUGAUAAGCCAUACUUUCUUCGCACGGAUGCGUCGAAUAUCGGUAUAGGUGCCGUCCUACUUCAGGAGAAUGAAGAGACAAAGGAGAAGUUUCCUGUGAGCUAUUCAAGUAAGAAGUUACUGCCUCGUGAGAAAUCAUACGCCACAGUUGAGAAAGAGGCUCUGGCCAUUGUAUGGGGAAUACAGAAGUAUGAACCAUACCUGUAUGGUAGAGAGUUCGUACUUCAGACUGACCAUCAAGCCCUGACGUAUCUUCAUCGCGCAAAACAGACAAACGCGCGGAUCAUGCGCUGGGCACUCACUCUUCAGCCCUAUCGCUUCAGAGUUGAGAGUAUUAAAAGUUCUCAGAAUGUGGGCGCUGACUUCCUAAGUCGAGCUGAGUUCAACGAAUAA
Messenger RNA from Lytechinus variegatus (green sea urchin), 3936 nucleotides. RefSeq lists its product as uncharacterized. The coding region runs from base 1 to 3936 and encodes 1311 amino acids. Gene Ontology annotation, molecular function: nucleic acid binding. The record is from RefSeq and is a predicted model, not a curated record. The transcript is spliced from 2 exons. NCBI's taxonomy places the organism in Eukaryota, Metazoa, Echinodermata, Echinoidea, Temnopleuroida, Toxopneustidae. Gene Ontology annotation, biological process: DNA integration.